Messenger RNA from Centropristis striata (black sea bass), 1449 nucleotides. It is a transcript of the gene krt1-c5, whose product is annotated as keratin, type 1, gene c5. The coding region runs from base 19 to 1302 and encodes 427 amino acids. The transcript is spliced from 8 exons. The record is from RefSeq and is a predicted model, not a curated record. Gene Ontology annotation, molecular function: structural molecule activity. NCBI's taxonomy places the organism in Eukaryota, Metazoa, Chordata, Actinopteri, Perciformes, Serranidae.
UCUCCUGCAGUGGACACCAUGGCCUCCACUGUCUCCAUGCGCAGCUACUCGGUGCGUCAGCCGUCCUUCUCCAGCAUGUCUGUGAGGGACAGCGGACGCAGCAUCCGCUCCAAGUCCCCCAUCUCCAUCGGCACGCUGUCCCUGUCCCGCUCCGUCUCGAUGGGCAACGGCCUCAACAUGCUGGGCUCCAGUUUAUCGUUCAACGGCCUCGGCAUCGCCGCCAGCGACAAAGAGGCCAUGCAGGGCCUGAACGACCGGCUGGCCAACUACCUGGACAAGGUGCGUUCCCUGGAGAGGUCCAACGCCGAGCUGGAGGUGAAGAUCAAGCAGCUGAUGCUGGAGAAGGCUCCAAAAGGGCACGACAUCGACGGGAUGAUGGCCCAGGCACAUGCCAUCGGGCAGGAGGUGAGAAAGAAGACGCUGGAGAACGCUCGUAUCAUGCUGGAGAUUGAUAAUGCCAAGCUGGCGGCCGAUGACUUCAGGGUCAAAUGGGAGGCGGAGGCCACCUUGUGCCAGUCUGUGGAGCGAGACUGUCAGGCUCUGAAGAGAGCAAAGUCUGACCACGACCAGAUCAUCGCCACUCUGCGAGGCGACCUGGACAGCCUGAAGGAGGAGCUCUACUUCCUCAAGAAGAAUCACGCCGAGGAAAUGAGUUUGAUGAAGGCUCGCCUGGCCAACGAGCAGGUGAGCGUGGAGGUGGACUCUGCUCCGGGUCCUGAUCUUGGGGCCAUCAUGGCCGAGCUGAGGGUCCAGUAUGAGGGCAUCGCUCGCAAGAACAAGGAGGAGGCCGAGGCCUGGUACCUGAAGAAGUUGGAUGCGAUACAGUCAGAGGUGAAGGAAAGCAACGAGGCUUUGCGUUGUGCCCAGAGUGAGCUCAGCGAGAGACGGCGUUUCCUGCAGGCUCUGGAGGUCGAACUCGACAGUCUUCGUAAGCAGGUGGGUGUGUUGGAGGGAAACCUGGGAGAGACGAGCCACAAGUACUCAGUGGAGAUGGAGCGUCUUCAGGCCACGCUGACUCAGCUGGAGGACGAGCUGUCUCAGCUGCGUCUGGACAUGCAGCGCAACAAGACCGACUACGAGCAGCUGCUGCGCAUCAAACAGAACCUGGAGAUGGAGAUCGCCACCUACAGGAGACUGCUGGAGGGCGAGGAAAUGGUGAAAGAAAUACCUCCACCUCCUAAAAAAGACCCUGAAGUCAGGACCAGGAAGAUUGUAAAAGUCGUCACUCAGACGAUGAUCAACGGAAAGGUGGUGGACGAGUCCAGUGAGGUGGAGCAGAUCGAGGAGCAAAGAAAGAAAUGAGCCAAAGUGUGUGAAGAGAAAAAAACUAAGUAAUGUGCCUUUAACCCAAAGUUUGGAUCAAAUCUGACCACAACCUUCUUAUUUCAUGUCUUCCUUAUUGUGUGUCAUGUUUUAAUGCCUUAAUCUUGCCAAACAAUACACUGAAAA